Solanum lycopersicum (tomato) is the source of this 2087-nucleotide messenger RNA. RefSeq lists its product as uncharacterized. NCBI's taxonomy places the organism in Eukaryota, Viridiplantae, Streptophyta, Magnoliopsida, Solanales, Solanaceae. The record is from RefSeq and is a predicted model, not a curated record. Gene Ontology annotation, molecular function: acetylglucosaminyltransferase activity.
UCAUUUUCAACAAAAACUCAAAAAAAUUCCUAGCUAGGAAAAAUGUCUACUACUAAUGCCAUUAUCCUAAAUAUUAAACCAAAAACUUUGUCCAAAAACUUGUUCUUGAAUGGAAUUUUAUGCAAAACCCUAGUUUUCUUAACCCUAAUUCUAUAUCUUAUAUACCUUUUCUUAUCAUCAUCAUCAACAACAACAACAACAUCCCUAUUACAAUUUUCCCCCUCAAAAAACAUCAUCAAAUCAUCAAAACAAUAUUAUUUUAAUUCAAAUAAUAUCAAAACUAAUAUUAGCCAUUUAGUUUUUGGAAUUGCAGCCUCAUCAAACACAUGGGGUAAAAAAAAACAUUACAUAAAUUCUUGGUGGAAACCAAAUAUAACUAAGGGUUAUCUUUUCUUAGAUAGAACCCCAAAUGAUGAACACUUACCAUGGCCUAAUAUCUCUCCUCCUUAUAGAAUUUCUAGUGACAAUUCGCGGUACAUGCCUUACAACAAACAUGGAAUGCCAUUCGCGAUUAGAAUGGUGAGAGUGAUUGAGGAAACGUUCAUGGAAGAACAUGACUCUAGUACUGUUAGAUGGUACGUUAUGGCUGACGAUGACACUGUAUUGAUGAUUGAAAAUUUGGUCAAUGUGUUAUCAAAGUAUGAUCAUAUGAAAUACUAUUAUGUUGGGAUGAAUUCAGAGUGUAUUGUGAGUAAUUUUGGAAUGUCAUUUCAAAUGGCAUUUGGUGGUGCUGGUUAUGCAUUGAGUUACCCUUUAGCACAAGCUUUGGCUAAGAAUAUGGAUACUUGUAUUAAAAGGUAUCCAUAUUUGUAUGGAAGUGAUCAUAUUUUACAAGCUUGUAUUGCUGAUUUAGGAGUCACUAUUACACUAGAAAAAGGGUUUCAUCAAAUCGACUUGCGUCGCGAUAUAUCAGGAUUUUUAUCGGCUCAUCCACAAUCACCAUUUAUAUCACUCCAUCAUCUUGACUUAGUAUCACCAAUUUUUCCUUCAAUGAACCAUUAUGAUGCCUUGAAUCAUCUAAUGAAAGCAGCAAGUGUUGAUCAAUCUAGACUAUUACAACAAAGUGUAUGUUACAAUAAGAUACACAAUUGGACAUUUUCAGUAUCAUGGGGAUAUUCAGUACAAAUUUAUGACAAAAUUAUACCACAAAGUUAUCUUCAAACUCCAAUUGAGACAUUUGGUGAAUGGAGAAAAGGUGCAUGGCCACCUUAUAUGUUUAAUAUUAGAAAAUUCAAUAAUUAUUCUUCAUGUGGUGAAGUUCCAAAUAUUUUGUUUUUUGAUUCUUUUGAGGGUACUAAGUUGAAUCAUUUUGUGACAACAUAUGUCAAGAAAAAUCAUAGGAUUUGUGCCAAUAAUGAUGAUGAUGAUCAUUCUUCUAAUGGUGUCAUGAAAGUUCAUGUGUUUUCACCUAUGGAUAAGCUUCAUGUGGGGGAUGGUAAUAGAAAAGAAUGUUGUGACAUUAUUCAACCAAUUGGAAUGGACUCAAUGGCCAUCAAACUAAGGACUUGUAUGAAACAUGAAAUUAUUGCUUGAGAAAAAAAAUUGUUAUAAAAUAUUAUAACAUGAAUGUCCGAUACAUUAAAAAGUUAUCCUCACUCAUUAUUUACAUUAUUUUUCUUCGAUUAUGAAGAAUUUUUUUGUCCGCUGUAUCAAAAAGUUACUCUCACUCAUUAUCUGCAUUACUUUCCUUUGAUUAUGAAGAUUUUUUAGGGGGGAAAAAUUGAUUAUAUGAAGAGAACAUAUACUGCUUUAGUAGCCGAUAAGUUGAUUACAUCACUAUUACUUCCUAACGUAUUAUUUUGACGUUAAACAGAGAAUAAUGGUUAGUUGAAAUUCAUAUAGUUAUCUUCAACUUGUUUAAGAUUAAGACACAAGUGAUAAUUGCAAUAAAAAAAGAAGUUCGAAAAUACUUCUAUUAAUAACUAUAUAGGUGCUAGAAAAAGAAAAUCGAUCAUUCUUACGUCAAUUUAAGUUAAAUAAUUUAAUGAGAUUAGUACGCUAGCAAUGUAAUUUAUCUUGAUAAUCCAUAUUAAUUAUUUUUUUAUUACAUACUCCAUCAAUAUUAUUAAAAAUAGGAUUACUUGAUA